GAGUGUUUAUUAUAAAGCAGAAAAUAUUAAUUCCUCCCUUCGCCGUGGGCCGUGACGUCAGAACAGGAAGUCAUCGUGGAGGAACACCGGAGCAAUUAGCGGCAAAAAGGGGAGAGCCUGAAGUGGAGGAGUCAGCUUCAUGUAUAUCUCUCUGUGCGCCUCAACUUUUAGCACAAAGUUCAGAAUCCAAAGAGAAAAAAGGCACGCGGAGCGGCGCGCGCUGCUUCCUGCGCUCGGUCUGAAUGUAACGUUGUGGAGCAUCUGUGUGGAUUUUCUGCAUCUUUAUUUCUCACGUCUCCUUCUUCCUUUUUGUGAAAACAUCCGACAGAGCUGAUCAUCUUUUCCUCCUUGAGGUUGAGUGUUUAUUCGCGGUGGGGGCAAGCCCCUCACUGGUGGCAUGACGGCUCCAGCCCUCCUUUAACAUGGAAGCUUCCUGCGGGUCCAGUUUUGGGAUUGACACCAUUUUAUCCGGCGCCUCGAACUCUGGACACCCCGCACUCAUGAACGGAGACUUCCGGCUCGCGGACAGGACAGCGGACUUCAGGAGCCAGACCCCCCCGUCGCCAUGCUCGGACAUAGACACGGUGGGAACGGGCCCCUCGUCCCCCAUCUCCGUCACCAUGGAGCGCGCCGUGGACUCGCAGAUGGUCCAGGACAGCCUGCAGCAUCUCCAGCAUCAUCAGCAGCAGCUAGCAGGGGCCGGGGGGGCCGGCUGCGCCCCCAGGACUGCCACCUCCUCGUUUCUAAUCAAAGACAUUCUGGGGGACAGCAAACCGCUGGCUGCAUGCGCACCUUACAGCACGAGCGUCCCGUCGCCGCAUCUCACACCCAAACCAGAAAGUGCCACGGCUCCGGACGGGUUCAGGCCCAAACUGGAGCAGGAGGAGAGCAGGAGCAAGCUGGACCCGAGGGAGGACAUCCACAGUGACAUGAAAUGCAACGGUGCUAAAGAGGAAGGUGACAGGGAAAUCUCCAGCAGCAGAGACAGUCCGCCAGCGCGCACGAAAAAACCGCGCAAAGCCCGAACCGCGUUCACGGACCACCAGCUGAACCAGCUGGAGCGCAGCUUCGAGCGGCAGAAAUACCUCAGCGUGCAGGACCGCAUGGACCUGGCAGCGGCCCUCAACCUGACCGACACCCAGGUCAAGACCUGGUACCAGAACAGACGGACCAAGUGGAAGAGGCAGACGGCCGUGGGUCUGGAGCUCCUGGCCGAGGCGGGGAACUACUCGGCCCUGCAGAGAAUGUUCCCGUCGCCCUACUUUUACCACCCGAGCCUGCUCGGGACCGUGGACAGCACCACGGCGGCCGCGGCGGCCGCGGCCAUGUACAGCAGCAUGUACCGGACUCCCUCAGCGCCCCACCCCGGCCUCCAGAGACCUCUGGUCCCGAGGGUGCUCAUUCACGGCCUCGGGCCGGGGGGGCAACCGGCGCUAAACCCCCUGCCCGGCACGCCGCACCCGCGGUAAGCCCCUAAAUAACCCUAACUGCAUGGGGAGCACUUUGCAGGACAUCCCCCCUCCCUCACAGAGAGACUGAGACUAAAGGAGGUUUUUAAUGUCGGCCCUGAAGACCCGGUCCGGGUCCGGACACACUGGACUCUGCUCAUGUUGUUUGUUUGUUUGUCUUUUGUACAAAAACUGACUUUAGCACAUAAACUGAAAGUUUAUUAGAUGGAGAAGAAUGAAUGAAUAAAGACGUCAUGAGACUA
Molecule: messenger RNA, 1711 nt
Organism: Nematolebias whitei (Rio pearlfish)
Lineage: Eukaryota; Metazoa; Chordata; Actinopteri; Cyprinodontiformes; Rivulidae
Gene: barhl2
Product: BarH-like homeobox 2
Exons: 3
Coding region: 423-1469 (348 amino acids)
Biological process (GO): regulation of transcription by RNA polymerase II
Cellular component (GO): nucleus
Molecular function (GO): RNA polymerase II transcription regulatory region sequence-specific DNA binding; DNA-binding transcription factor activity, RNA polymerase II-specific
Source: RefSeq, a predicted model, not a curated record